ACAGAAAGAGCUAGCUAUGGAGUUGGUCUAUGUUUAAGCGAGUUCGCUCGAAAUUGACUUAUUUUGAUUUAGUAUCAUCUCGUUUAUAGUUCAGAAGCAAUGUUUUUUCUUUUUCUUUUUUAGAUGUUCAGAAGCAAUGUUACUACUGAGCAAACGAGUCGAGCCAAUUGACACAGGUCUAGAAUUGAAUGUGUAUGCAAUGUAGUCUAGUUUGUAUCUGUGAUUCUGUGAUAUGUGCGUGUCAGAGGUAAGAACUCAGACCUGGAUACGGAGUAGGUGACAAAAGAAGAGAGGGUGGAGAAUGGAGACAAAGAAACGCAAGCCUCUAGUCUAAUAAGGUGGGCGUCGCCAUCGGGAAACCGAGGCCACAGGAUUACCUACCCUUCUCCGAAAUCUCUCUCGUGUUGCUGCGUCUUCUCCCCCUCAUCUUCUUCUCCAGCCUCCAGCUAGGCCAUGGCUUCCACCGUCUCCUUCUCCCCCGCCAAUGUUCAGAUGCUCCAGGCUAGGAGCGGCCACGGCCAUGCGGCCUUUGGGAGCUGUUCCGCUGUUCCAAGAACCGGGUCAAGGCUGCGCUCCACGGCCGUCAGGGUCAGCAGCGAGCAGGAGGCCCCGGUGGCCGUCAGGGCGCCGUCCGGGAGGACCAUCGAGGAGUGCGAGGCCGACGCCGUCGCUGGGAAAUUCCCUGCUCCCCCGCCGUUGGUCAGACCAAAGGCCCCUGAAGGAACACCGGAGAUCAGACCCCUUGACAUGACAAAGCGCCCUCGUCGCAACCGGAAAUCACCUGCUCUUAGGGCCGCGUUCCAGGAGACAAGCAUCUCACCUGCCAAUUUUGUGCUCCCAUUGUUUAUCCAUGAAGGAGAAGAUGAUGCUCCUAUUGGAGCUAUGCCGGGGUGCUAUAGGCUUGGGUGGAGGCACGGGCUUCUUGAUGAGGUUUACAAGGCACGCGAUGUUGGUGUUAACAGCUUCGUGCUCUUUCCAAAAGUUCCUGAUGCAUUGAAGUCUCCAACAGGAGAUGAGGCAUACAAUGAUAAUGGUCUGGUUCCACGAACAAUCCGGUUGCUCAAGGAUAAGUUCCCUGAUAUUGUUAUCUACACAGAUGUCGCGUUGGACCCUUAUUCAUCUGAUGGCCAUGAUGGUAUCGUGAGGGAAGAUGGAGUAAUUAUGAAUGAUGAAACAGUUUAUCAGCUGUGCAAGCAGGCAGUUUCACAGGCUCGUGCUGGUGCUGAUGUCGUGAGCCCUAGUGAUAUGAUGGAUGGCCGCGUUGGAGCACUCCGUGCUGCUCUGGAUGCCGAGGGUUUCCAUGAUGUCUCAAUUAUGUCCUACACUGCAAAGUAUGCUAGUUCAUUUUAUGGUCCCUUCCGAGAAGCUUUAGAUUCAAAUCCACGUUUUGGAGAUAAGAGGACUUAUCAGAUGAACCCAGCCAACUACAGAGAAGCCCUCCUUGAAACUGCAGCAGAUGAGGCAGAAGGAGCUGAUAUUCUUCUAGUGAAACCCGGAUUACCAUACUUGGAUGUGAUUCGACUUCUUCGGGAUAAUUCAGCGUUGCCGAUUGCUGCUUACCAGGUUUCCGGUGAGUAUUCCAUGAUCAAAGCUGGCGGAGCCCUGGGCAUGAUCGACGAGCAGAAGGUGAUGAUGGAGUCGCUCAUGUGCUUGAGGCGAGCCGGCGCUGACAUCAUCCUGACGUACUUCGCCCGUCAGGCUGCCACCGUCCUGUGCGGCAUGAGUUCGAAGUAAAUCAACUCUGGACACGCUGAGGAGCUGAUCAAGCCGGCCACCAUUCUUGGCGUUGCGUGCCACGCGACAUGGUGAGACGAGGCUGGUUUUGCUGUUGCUUGCUGCAUCAUUUGUGUAGUUCAAUUGAUUAGUACUAGCUUGCAAAUAGUUUGCGAGGAUGAUUUUGACUCCAACUCUCCGAGGCCUUCAAUAAUCCGUGAAUGAUUUGCCAGGGAAUAGUUAUGCAAAAAUCUACAAAUUUUUUCAGUUUUUUUACUAACCUCCCUAUUGCUGAACAAGUACCAACCACUCGAUCAAUUGAUGAAUCAAAGUUGAUGAACUUUAUUGUUAUC
Phragmites australis (common reed) is the source of this 2066-nucleotide messenger RNA. Its product is annotated as delta-aminolevulinic acid dehydratase, chloroplastic. Gene Ontology annotation, biological process: heme biosynthetic process. Bases 454 to 1734 code for a protein of 426 amino acids. NCBI's taxonomy places the organism in Eukaryota, Viridiplantae, Streptophyta, Magnoliopsida, Poales, Poaceae. The record is from RefSeq and is a predicted model, not a curated record. Gene Ontology annotation, cellular component: cytosol. Gene Ontology annotation, molecular function: porphobilinogen synthase activity; zinc ion binding. The transcript is spliced from 13 exons.